GUGUUUAUAAUUACGAAUCUAUAAUUCAUAGCUCUCCGCGAGAGGUCUCUACAGUCUUUUCUGUGGGAACAGCUUUUAAUAAUCUGUGAUUGGUAGCAGUGAAUUUGAAAAUGAAACGUAUUUGAUACGAAUGUUUUUGUUGGUUAGUUACGAAGAUCGCUUUGAAAGUGGAGCUUGAUUGAACAUUUUAUAAAUUUGAGGAAGAUAAUGAACUAUUAUUCCAAUGGAUUUUCAGAUUGACGGCUGAAUUUAGAAUUACAUCAAAAUGGUAAAAAAUUUCGUGAUUCCUUUGGUGCCGGAUGAGCUUUUGACGUCUCAUGCUGACCAAUAUUUUGUUGAUGAGAUUGUUCCUAUACGAAUGAUAUCACAGACUCUUGAUGCUACACGACCAGCAUUACAGGAAAAUGGCCCACAUUUUAUUUUAGAACAUUUUGACACAUUUUUCUCUAUCAUUGUUCAUGGCAGUAAAGUGGAACUUGCGGUCUGCCUACGUGGUUUUACUAGGAUUUCUAAAGCUGUGCAAGUACUUGUGGAUGAUUUGGAAAAAAUAUUUGAUCAUAAUAAUGAUAUUACAGAGGAAGAGGACCGGAAAACAUAUUUAUGUAUUAACAACAUGCUAGCAUAUUUGUUCUCAUGGUUUGUUAGUCAUAUAGAUGAACGUGUUGUAAAAAAUGCAAAUGAAGCCAAUAUUGGAAAGUAUAAAAAAGGUACCAAGACAGAUAUUGAAGAAGAUUGGGAACAAUCCAAACAGAAAGCUUUGGAACUUCUAUAUCGCUGGCUACAAAUACCAUUGUAUAAGAUUUGGAGACCACCAAUCGUCGAAAAUUCAUUUGUUAUGACUUUGGCACAAAUAUGUUAUAAAAUAUUGGAACAGAGUAAAGAUACUAAGCAAAAACAUAUGAGACAAACUAUAUUUGAGAUUUUAGGAACUUUGAUUAAAAAAUAUAAUCAUGGGAUAACUUGCAUUGUGAGAAUUAUUCAAUUAGUAAAAUUAUGUGACUCACUAGCAGUACCUAUAGCGGCUGGCAUAGUACAUAUGACGACUGAAUGUGGUUGUACUGGUUUGAUAAAAAGUGUAAUGAAUGAGAUUGGACAGAGUGAAAUUGGUGAAGUCGAAAGUCGUAAUGUAUCCACGUUUCUCGAAAACAUCGCAAUCUCGCAACCUGAUCUUAUAAUUCCUGUUCUUGAUGAGAUGAUGGAUUAUCUGUCAAAUGAGUUUUAUACUAUGAGAAACUGUGUGAUUGGAGUCUUGGGUAGUGUAGUACAAAAAGCACUGACUGGCGAAGAUCUUACGGAUGAACAGAAAGAGCUACGUGAUGAAUGCCUAAACAAUUUGGAGGAUCAUAUUUUGGAUUGCAAUGCUCAUGUUAGAUCAAAGGUACUUCAAAUGUGGCAGCGCUUGUGUUGCAACGGUGCUGUACCAUUAGCCAGAUAUGGGAAGCUUUUAGCCGCCAUCGCACUUCGCUUAGAAGAUAAGAGCGCGAUUGUUCGUAAACAGGCUCUCCAAUUGUUGCGUGCCAUGUUGCAAAGUAAUCCCUUCGCUGCCAAGUUGACUUCUGUUGAACUCUCCGAUUCGUUGGAAAAAGAAAAAUCAAAAUUGCAAGAAUUGCAAGCUCAAAUUGCAUGCACUAGUGAACGCGGUCAUAUGCAAAGAUUUGAACUUUGGAACACUUUACAGCCAGAUAUUAAAGCGACAAUAAAACAGAUUUUUGAAAAUGAAACGGAAUAUAUAAAUGAUUCAUGUACAGAGAACAAAGAGAAUAUUGAUGCAGAUCAUGCUUUCGAACAUGUAAGACAAUUAUUAUUAAACCGAGAAGUCACCGAAGCUGUAACAUACUUGUGGAAAACUUGUAUGUUAUUGAAAGAAGCCCCUGAAAUGAAAAAUCUUUCCAGUACAGCAAAGGAGGAGUGUCUAUUUGCCUUUUUACUGAAAAUUUUUAUAGAAUCGGAAAGCAAAUCUGCAGAUAAUGAGGAGGAGAAUAUGAUCGAUGCAAGCAAGUCAGAACAAAAUAAUAAGAAAAAAGAAGAGCUAAGACUGAGAAAACGCGUUAUAAAUUACUUAACAAAUUGUCUCAAGUUUGCGAGCGAGUUGGAAAAGGCAAUACCGAUGGCAGAAAAACUAUUGUUCUCCACAAGUCCCGGCGAUGCCGUUGAAUCCUGUACAUUCCUAGGAACCGCUUUUCAAUUCGGAGUAACUGGUGCAGCCAGCGCAAUACGCGAAGCCCUUUUUCAAGUGUUCCAUCGUGAUCAGUCUGUGCGUAGUAAUGUAGCAGUGGUGUACAAAAACAUCUAUUUCGACAUUGAUAAUGACAAACAAUCAGCUCGUCAAAUAGCCGUAACUCGCGCCAAUCGUUUGAUCAAUUUGUUAAAAGAGUUACAGCCUGGACAGAGUCCGGCUUUAGCUCAACUGAUCGUGACAUGGUAUGAAAACGGGGAAUUAAACAGCGAAUUACUGCAGGUAUUAUGGGAAAAGUUUUCCAUGAAAUAUCCGGAUACAUUGCAAAUAGACAGCAGAACUUCGUUAAUGAUAAUAACGAUGAUAGCUCAAGCAGAAUCUAACAUUGUGAUCGAUAAUCUAGAUGUAUUAGUGAAAGUAGGAUUAGGUCCACGCGCGAAGGACGAUCUUCUUCUCGCGCGAGACACUUGCAGAAUGCUAUUAAUGAUAAAACAUAACAACAAGGAUAUUGAAAAAGCACCUCUGAGAUAUUCCAACGAUCAAGAUAUGUUCCAACAAAUCCAGAUAUUGUUAAAAGACACUUUUAUUAACGCGAAUGAAAACGCUUAUGUCUCUUUUGCGACGGAUGCACUUAACGUCAUAUAUCAUCUAGCAAAUCAACCUGAUAAAUUGGUAAAGGAAUUGUUAUUGGACAUCACUGAGAAGAGUCAACUCAUAAAUAAGGAAAAUAAUCAAGCAGGUGUAUCACGCCCUGUACUCUGCAAACUGCUGCAUAUAGUUGGACACAUUGCCAUCAAGCAAAUGAUUCAUUUGGACAUGCCCAUUUAUAAAGAACUUAAGCGUAGAAAUGCAGUACGAAAGCAAAAUAAGAGCAAGAAACAAGUACCGAGAGGUAACACCUUUACGACACCAGAUAUUAGAUCCAAAUCAGCAAACGCGUCGGUCUCUUCGAGUGCACGACGAAAUAGAGAUAACUCGAUGAUUUCUGCGACCAGUGAGAAUGGUGAGGAAGCUUUAGAAGGUGCAAUAGAUGACGCCGAAGCGGAAUUCGUGAAUAAUGCUCUCGAAAAUGAGAUCGUUACUGGAAAUGGCUUGCUCGCAAAAUUUGUGCCACUUGUAUUGGAUGUAUGCAAGUAUCACGAUAAGUAUAAUAACGAGAAUCUACAAGCCGCAGCCUCACUCGCACUCAGCAAAAUGAUGACGGUAAGUUCUAUAUUUUGCGAGCAAUCUUUACAACUCUUAGUCACCAUAUUGGAACGAUCGCCGUAUCCCGGAGUGAGAUCGAACAUGCUGAUCGGAUUGAGCGAUCUUGCUACUAGAUUUCCCAAUCAAGUGGAACCAUGGUCAAAGCACAUCUAUGGCAGACUCCGAGAUCAGAAUGUAGACGUGCGUAGAACGUGCGUUCGUAUGUUAUCGAAUCUGAUAAUGAGGGAGAUGAUACGAGUGAAAGGACAAGUUUCAGAAUUAGCACUUUGCAUUAUUGACGAGGAUAAACAAAUACGGCAGAACACGAAAGACUUCUUUAAUCAACUCGCCCAGAAAGGCAAUGCUUUGUAUAAUAUAGUGCCCGAUAUAUUGUCGCGCUUAGCAGAUCCUGAAUUGAAUCUCGAGGAAAAACAAUUUCAGGAAACCAUCAAAUACAUUCUCGGUCUGAUACAGAGAGAGAGACAAAUUGAUACCAUAAUUGAUAAAAUUUGUGCUAGAUUUAAAUUAGCUACCACAGAAAGACAAUGGCGUGAUCUUUCCUACUGUCUUACACUGUUGCAAUUCAGUGGAAAGAGUAUACGACGUCUUAUCGAAAGUUUACCACUACUGAAAGAAAAAAUUCAUUAUAAACCGGUAUUAGCAGCGUUGCAAAAUAUCAUUGAGCAAGCGAAGAAAAAGGCAGAUGCUACUGCUGCUUGCACAGAAUUAGAAGAGAAAAUACAAGAACUUUUAGAGACCGAAACAGAAACCGAAAACUCGAGUGUGGCAGACAAACAUCGAAUGCCGCCACCAUCUACCAUACCGAAAAAUAUAAAAAGUAUUCGUAAAAAGAAAAUUAAUGAUGAUUCCGAUGAAGAUGAUAGCUCUGAUGAUUCUGAGGAAGAUGUGCAAGAGAGAGAUGCACCUAUUGCACAAAACAAAAGAAAAGGACACGUACAAAAGAAAAAUACAAAGACUAAUGAUGAAAACAGCGUAUCGCCGUCUCCGAAACGAUAUAAAACUAAUACACCGUUGCGAGAGACUAGGGUUUCAACUCGAUUACGUAAAUAAUUAUUUUUCUUGUAGAAUUAGGAAUAAUUUUGUAAUAAUGUAACUUUUUAAUAAAGCCUUUUCACCAGCCGCUAAAAUCGAUUGUUUGAGCGACAAAAUGAUCACGUAACAACUUUUGUAACAAUUUUUGUAUAUGAAAAGGAUAGCAGCGCGACAGAGUUGAAAGUUGAGCGUUUAAGCAGUAAAUGCUUUGUAGUUGAACUGAUUAAAAAUUGUUGAUGCUGGAUUACGAGCGACAAAUCUGCCGCUUCAAUCGCUUGUUUUAGCGGCACGUGAAAUUGCCCCUUAAUAAAAUGUUAUUUUAAGAUGUAUUAAAAAUAUUAGAAAUUUUGCUUAUAAAUGCAUAUUUAGUAAUAUGCUAUUUCAUUUUACAAUGUAGAUAAGACUUAUUUAAAUACAUUUUGAUAUAGAUAAUA
This is a messenger RNA of Nylanderia fulva, 4848 nucleotides long. It is a transcript of the gene Cap-D2, whose product is annotated as CAP-D2 condensin subunit. The record is from RefSeq and is a predicted model, not a curated record. Gene Ontology annotation, cellular component: condensed chromosome, centromeric region; condensin complex; nucleus. NCBI's taxonomy places the organism in Eukaryota, Metazoa, Arthropoda, Insecta, Hymenoptera, Formicidae. Gene Ontology annotation, molecular function: histone binding. Gene Ontology annotation, biological process: mitotic cell cycle; meiotic chromosome condensation; mitotic chromosome condensation.